GCCAUUGCCACCAUGCACCACGUACCACUCGCUUUGCCCAAUCCUUGCAGCUCUCCUCGCCUCACUCCCCUCCAAACCAACCAAUGGUAGCCAACGUCUGAACCCCAUGCGCGCGACACACGUGCUCGUCUCCUCCGUUUUCCUCUUCCUCCUCGCGAUCUGCAUCGUCGCGCUCCUGCCGCCACGCGGGUCGCCUUCGCCAUGGUCGUCGUUCUUCCAGUCUUGGCAGCUGCAUCCGGUCAGCAGCAGAAGCAGCACGGAGCACAACAGCGCCGGCGGUGGCGGUGGAGGAUGCGACUAUUCGGACGGGCGAUGGGUGAGGGACGACGCCACCGUGGCGGCGUACGGGGAGGACUGCCCAUUCCUCGACCCCGGCUUCCGGUGCAUGCGGAACGGCCGCAACGACUUGUCCUUCCGGCACUGGCGCUGGCAGCCUCAUCGCUGCCACAUCCCUAAGUUUAACGCGAAGGAGAUGCUAGAGAGGAGCCGGAACGGCCGGAUCGUGUUCGCCGGGGACUCGAUCGGCCGGAACCAGUGGGAGUCUAUGGUGUGCAUGCUCGCCGACGCGGUGCCGGCUGGCGCGUCCAGAGUGUACGAGCAGUCCGGGAAGCCGAUCAGCCGGCACAAGGGCUACCUCUCCAUGGUUUUCGCCGACUACAAUCUCUCCGUCGAGUACUACCGCGCGCCGAUGAUCGUGAUGGUGGACCGCUUCCCGGCUAACGCGACAGGUGACAGCGGUGGCGGCGUGAGGGGAGCCGUCCGGCUGGACGUGCUGGCACGGCACGCGGACCGGUGGGCCGGCGCCGACGUGCUCGUGCUCAACACUGGGCACUGGUGGAACCUGCACAAGACCGUCAAAGCAGGAAACUAUUUCAUGGUCGGCGACCGCUUGAACAAGACCAUGGACCUCAAGGAAGCAUUUCGACUGUCUCUGCAAACUGUGGAAGAUUGGGAGUUGAGUAGUGCUCGAUCUUCAGAAAGCUAUUUCUUCUUCAGGAGUUAUUCUCCUUCGCAUUAUCGCAAUGGCACAUGGGACACAGGUGGUUCGUGCGCCGAGCAACGGGGUCCACUGACCACUAACGACCACUCGGGUGAAGAUCACUCGUGGAUCAACGCGAUGAUCGUAAAGACGACGGAAGAUAUCAAGAGACACGGAAGGAAGGCACGGUUCUUGAACAUCACCCACAUGACGGUGCUCAGACCGGACGGCCACCCGUCACGGCACCGGGAGCCGGGAACGCCGCCGGACGCGCCGGAGGACUGCAGCCACUGGUGCCUGCCGGGCGUGCCGGACAUGUGGAACGAGGUCCUCUACGCACAUCUUGUGCAUGUGGGGUAUGACACAAGAAGAAAACAUAGAUGAUUAGUUGUGUUUGUCUUUGGUACGUACAUUGAUCGAUCUGUACCGGCUUAAUUAGAGUAGUUUGCUCGUAUAAAACUAACUUGAAACGUGCUCCUUGAUGAGCACCCGUC
This is a messenger RNA of Phragmites australis (common reed), 1473 nucleotides long. RefSeq names its product protein trichome birefringence-like 8. The transcript has 4 exons. Gene Ontology annotation, cellular component: Golgi apparatus. Gene Ontology annotation, molecular function: O-acetyltransferase activity. The record is from RefSeq and is a predicted model, not a curated record. Lineage: Eukaryota; Viridiplantae; Streptophyta; Magnoliopsida; Poales; Poaceae. Bases 107 to 1363 code for a protein of 418 amino acids.